Molecule: messenger RNA, 1263 nt
Organism: Pelagomonas calceolata
Lineage: Eukaryota; Pelagophyceae; Pelagomonadales; Pelagomonadaceae
Source: the annotation of a GenBank genome assembly
CUCGGAUUUUACUCUGUUUUUUGGCUUCACACGCCCGCAGAUCGGCGACGUUGGCUGCUGCGACAUCGCGAAGACUCCAGAACAUCUCUGGAAUAAUCCGCUCUUGUCGAGCGCCGCCACAAUUGACGCGCUGUUGCAGGAGAGCAGCACAAAGGCCUUGGAAGAAAUCCUCGCACCGCGAAGGCCCAAGGACAGAAAUCCCCGCAGCGCGACCGCCAGCGAGCCGCCACCAUGUCCUCCCUCCUCUCCGACGAAGCUUUAGCGCAAAUGGAGCUCAACGAACGCACGGAGUGCGAACUUUUGAUCGUGAGCAACGGCAUGGACUGCGGGAAGCUAGCAGCCCUGAUCGAAAGCUUGAAGGAGAGCUCGAAGAACGCCGGCUCUCAUAAAGCGAGGCAGCUGCUCUGGGAGGGCUAUGGUGCUAUAGCUUCUAAGUUAGGAGGCAUGGACGGGAGCUACGCCGGUUUUCUGCAGUGGGGGUCCGAGGGUGCUUCGUUGACUCCCGCAACCAAAAAACAGGCCCACGCCUUAGGUCAAGGUGGUCUGGAAAUAUUAGGAAGGAGACAUCGGCCGCUCGAGGAGCCCGAGUCCAAGAGCUGGAUUGUGGUCUUCACGGAGCGAGAGGCGCGAGACGCUCUGUCAGACAUCACGUCCUCGGAAGCGUGUAUUUCGAUUACGGACAAGGCCUGCCACGUCGGCACGAGAUACAAACGAAGGAGGUGCAAGGGCGUGUCUUCUCCUCUAAAAACGGCCAAGGAUUUGGAGAAGUAUGUGGCUGAGUUAGCUCCAGCACUACUCAGUGUCGAGUGGUCCUCGUCACAAAACAUGGAGACGAAGGCGUACAACGUCCUACUCGCGGGGAACUUCCCGGCUACACUAACGUCGGCUCUACCUGAUGGAGUAGGCCACGUGUCUUCCCAUUCGUCAGGAGACAUCUACGACGCCUUCCUAGCGAGGAGGUCGAAGCAUUUCGUGAGCGAGGCAGAACGACUCCUAGAUAGCAUGGAGGCUGACCUCGGCAAGAAGCAACUCCCUUGUGUGGUGGCGACGAUCAAAGAGGCGUCCUGCUGCCGCAAGAACUGCCUCCUCAAGAAGGCCUACGUCCAUUCAUCAAAGAAGAAGUUCAUCGACGCCAUCCGAGCUGAUGGCGGCGACGUCGAGCUGCACGUCAUCGAAGGGGACGUCAAGGGCACGCGCUUCCUCGACUUCGGGGGCGUGGUCUGCGAGAUGUUCUACCGCGCCGAUUUAACCGUCUAUGGCUAA